Molecule: messenger RNA, 1026 nt
Organism: Hansenula anomala
Lineage: Eukaryota; Fungi; Ascomycota; Saccharomycetes; Phaffomycetales; Wickerhamomycetaceae
Product: ketopantoate reductase family protein
Exons: 1
Coding region: 1-1026 (341 amino acids)
Cellular component (GO): cytoplasm
Molecular function (GO): oxidoreductase activity
Source: RefSeq, a predicted model, not a curated record
AUGACUAAAUCCAAUGUUCUGUUGAUUGGUACUGGUGGUGUCGGUACAAUUGUUGCCUAUGGUAUAGACUAUGUUGGUAAGGCCAAUCUCUCAGUCGUGGUUCGUCGUGAUUACUCAAAAGUUAUUGAAUCAGGUUGGGAUUUGAAUUCUUGUGAUUAUGGUGAGAUCAAAGGCUGGAAACCACAGAACAUUUAUCCAAAUGUCGAAGCUGCUAAACAGGAUGGUUCUUCCAAUAUUUACGAUUAUGUUAUUGUCACAACAAAGAACCUUCCAGAUAUAACAAAAAUUGAAGAACUGAUUGAGCCUGUUGUCACACCAAAAAAGACCACUAUUGUUUUAAUUCAAAAUGGAUUUGAUAUUGGUAGACCAUUUAUUAAAAAAUAUCCUCAAAACGUUGUUAUAUCUGGUGUUUCACACAUUGGAUCACACAAUCAUCAUGGUGUUAUAACUCAAACUCAAAAUGACAAAACAUUGAUUAGUUAUUUUGAAAACCCAAAUUUAUCCAAAGAACAUCAAGAAGCUGUCACUAAAGAUUUCAUUUCUAUUUACAAGAAUGAUAAAAACACAUGUACUUAUUUCCCAGAUGCUAAAUGGUAUAGAUAUAGAAAAUUGGUCUAUAAUGCCUCAUUAAACACAGUCGCCGCAUUGACUGGUGUUGAUACUGGUCGUUUGGAACUAUCAGGUGGGUUGGAAGCUAUUUCAAUUCCUGCAAUGAAGGAAGUUAUCUCAAUUGCAAAGGCAGAUGGUGUUGAAUUACCUGGAGAUGUGAUAAAUUUGGUUGUUCACAGUGAUGAUGGUGAUUGGUUUGAACCUUCAAUGAGAGUUGAUGUGAAAAAGGGGAACCCAAUUGAAUUGGAAGUCAUCUUGGGUAAUUUAUUAGUUGUUGCAGAUGAAUUGAAAGUUUCAGCUCCAACAUUGAAAAUCUUGUACGAAUUGUUGAAAGUUGUUCAAUUUAAAUUGAAAGAAGGCCAGGGUCUAAUCUCUCUUCCUGCUAAAAGACCAAUUAAUGAUAAAGUGUAUAGUUAA